AUGGUUAUAUUACGGCAGACGCUUAGGAGUUUAUGCUCGCCAGAUGGAUGGACCUAUGCAGUGUUCUGGAAGCUAAAGAGACGAAACCGAAUGGUCCUGACUUGGGAGGAUGGAUAUUGCUCGAUGGAUACCCCGGGAGCGAUUCAGAAGGAUCAGAGCGCAGAUAUUAGUAGCAUUGACGGGAAUGUGCUCGGCAUGGCGGUCGCGAAAAUGUCUUAUCACAUAUAUUCCUUCGGAGAAGGAGUUGUGGGAAGAGUGGCUUUUUCUGGGAAGCAUCAAUGGAUAUUCGCUCCACGUUCUCAAGGAGUUGCUGGCAUGGAUUCUCGCCAGGGAUUUCCGUCCAUGAAGGGAUACGGUGGCUGCACUGGAGUUGACAAGUAUCCAUCUGGAUGGGACGAUCAAUUCGCUGCUGGAGUGAAGACUAUUGCCGUCAUCGCCGUUCCGGAGGGAGUCUUGCAGCUCGGCUCCAGUCGAUCGAUGCCAGAGGAUUUGAAAUUCGUUUCACACAUCCGCUCUCUCUUCGCGGCGCUUCAAACAGUCCCCGGAGCGUUUCUGUCCGAUCUCUUCACCGAAAAUGCCAUGAAAGCGAAAUCGUUUCCCACACCUGACGCGACCGCGCUUGCAGCCGCUGGAUUUCCUCCCGACAUCGCCGCGUCUCUUGGCAAUCUCAACCCGCAGUCCAGUUUCCCCGGCGUCUCCUUCCCCGAAGCUCUCAACCGUCGAUCAGUCCAGCCCAACCCGCAAAACCUACAGAUGCCUGCUCCUGCACCUGCUGCUGCACCUGCUGCUGCUCCUCCUGCCGCCCCUCCAGCUCCAUCUCGUCCGUUCACGGGAAAUCCUCUGGCCGUCUCGUCGCCGUCGGAUCUCUUCAGCAUUCUCGGCAUCCCUUCCGACUGCCGUGCGGACGACCAGAGCGCUUCUCGGUUCCUGGGCUCCGCGCCUCUCAAGCCGCCAGCGGACCUAAAACAAGAAGCAGCAGCGCCUUUGACUGACUACGCGAGCACUGCAAAACGAGUGAAGGUCGCACCAGAGAGGUCGACGACUCGAGCGUCCGUCGCCAUUAACCAGAUUCAGCUUAACUUCUUCGACUCGGACCUCCCUCUAGGCGGGCCGGCUCCUCCCUCCCACUCGAAUACGUCGCUGCCGUCCAGACUAUCGUCUCCGACGGAAGCUUCCGCGCACGUGCUCGGCCCGUCCGGCGAGCUGCUGGGAAGAGCAGAGGCGGAAGCGGGAGCGGGAGCGGCGAAGCGGAAGGCGGUGGUGGAUCUGGAGAAGGAGCUGCGCAUCUUCCACGACCAGUUUCUCAACGACCCCGCGCCGUCCCUCGCCAACCUCCCCUCCGCCAACCUCCCCUCCGCCAACCUCCCCUCCGCGAGCUCCGCCGCGCAGAAACCCAUGGCGGCGAGCGCUGCUGCUGCUUCGGGGGUUGGGUCGGCGUCCGAGCGCGCGUCUGCGCGGAGAAGCCUUGGUGUUGCCGGCGGCUUUGCGGGUCUGGACGAGCAGUUUCUCGCGGGCAUGACUGCGAGUGGCAUGACUGCGAGCGGCCUGACUGGGGGCAACAUGACCGCGAGCGGCAUGGCAGGCAAUCGGAACGGGAACGCUGCUGCGCGGGCGUCUCAGUUCAAUACCGGCGGUGACGCGCUGGGGUCUUCGUCCGCGUUUGGCGGCGCAGAUGAGCUCGCGCAGGCCCUGGGGCUGCACUUCACAGGACAGUUGCCCGUUGACUUGGCUGACCUCGCUGACCUGGCUAACCUGGCGGACAUUGGCGCGAACCAAGUGUCUGCCAACGGUCAGAUGGGAAGCGCAAUGAGCCGCGGGGUAUUCGACCAGGCAGGGGCUGUUGGAGCCGCUAGUCGCGGUGCUGAUGGCGGUGGCUCACGGGGAGGGUUUUCCAUGGCUUCCGGCCCGCCGCAGCCACAGAAGCUGCCGCACAGGUCUGGGGUGGGCCCUGCCGCUGGUAGUACUGUCGGAUUUGACGAGCUGAGUGCGUCGCUGAGCAGGGCAGGUGCAGUGAACGGCGGUGUAGGGGCGGGGAUGGGAGGGGCGGGAGCGGGGAUGGGGAACAGCCUGGCGGAAAUGGAACGGAUGGCGACUCUGGAAGCUCUCAUGCGGACCUCCGGGCUGCUGCCUCGCCUGAGCCUCGCGGAGCUGCAGCAAAGCCAAGCCCUCGGCACACACAACUCCGUGGCCGGAGCUGCUGCAGCAGAAGCAGCGAAUGCUGGGAUGGCGUCAGGUGUUAAGCUUGGGAGCCUCCCAGGGCUUCAGAGCAGGGCGAGCGUUGCUGGCAAGCCUGCUGGAGAUGGUGGAAGAGGUGCAAGAAGCGUGGAGCCCAGUGGGAAGGGCGUGUUGAAGCCUGAGAGUGUGUUCAAGGCCUUGCCAGACUGGUCGGCAAAUGCUGGUGUGCAGGAGCUCGGCGUGCCAGAUUUAUGUGGUGGUGCUGCUGCUGGGAAGGAGGAGAAGAAGGGGACGAAGAAGAGGGGCAGGGAGGAGAAGCCCAAGCAGAGGCCCCGUGAUAGGCAGUUGAUUCAAGAUCGUGUGAAGGAUCUGCGAGGGAUCGUGCCCAACUCUGAAAGGCUGAGCAUUGAUGGACUUCUGGAGCGCACAAUCCAACAUCUGGUGUUUCUGAGGGAGUUCUCCGCUCUCCGUGCAGACAUUGACAAAGGUCAAGCAAUGCUGGCGGAGAAGAGUUUUGAUGAAUGUAUGAGUGAUUGCCCAGUAUCCGUGCAACAACUUUCGCCGACUCUAGUUCAAAUUAAGGUCGAAUGGAUUGGUAGCACUGUGCCGAUUGACCUUGCUGACGGUCUUCGCCAGAUUGGCCUGGUGGUUCGCAAGUCAUCAGUGAAGUCCUCUGGUGGUCGUGUCAAGGCACACAUUAUUGCAGAGUGCAAACAACAUGUGGAGCGCAUGGACAUCAUGUGGCAUGUUCUCCAGCACCUGAAGGAUAAGCUGCCAGAAAUGGCCAACGUCUUUUCUGGGACUGAGAAGCAGAUGGAGACAGGGAAGCCAGAUCGUGCCUUUGAUCCGGCAGAUUCAUGCCGUCAGGUGGUCUAUCAAGUUGGGGUUAUGUCAGCUUGA
Closterium sp. Yama58-4 is the source of this 3075-nucleotide messenger RNA. Lineage: Eukaryota; Viridiplantae; Streptophyta; Zygnematophyceae; Desmidiales; Closteriaceae. The record is from the annotation of a GenBank genome assembly.